This is a messenger RNA of Achroia grisella, 845 nucleotides long. It is a transcript of the gene Ho, whose product is annotated as heme oxygenase 1. The record is from RefSeq and is a predicted model, not a curated record. Bases 14 to 748 code for a protein of 244 amino acids. Gene Ontology annotation, biological process: heme oxidation. Gene Ontology annotation, molecular function: heme oxygenase (decyclizing) activity. Lineage: Eukaryota; Metazoa; Arthropoda; Insecta; Lepidoptera; Pyralidae. The transcript is spliced from 4 exons.
UCUGUUUGAAAUAAUGGCUAGAAAUUUGGAAGUAUUCACUGUUCGUAUUCGAAAGGCAACCCGACAAAUACAUUCAGUUAGCGAUGCCCUGGUCAACGCCAAAUUUGCUAUUUCUCUAAGGGAUGAAAAAGUGUGGGGUGGAGGACUUUUCAUAUUUUAUCAUGUGUUUGCUUACCUUGAAGACACAAAGGACAGGUUGAACAUAUCAGAAUAUAACCGGUUGUUUGUUCACAAAGUACUUCACAGGAAGUCAGCUUUUGAGGAGGAUCUUCAGCACUAUCUUGGUGAUGAAUGGCAAUCACUUCCAAAAUCUGCAGCCCUGGAAAACUACCUGGAACAUUUACAGAACUUGGAGAAAGAAAAUCCGAAGCUACUGAUGGCUUAUAUCUACCAUUUAUACUUGGGGUUGCUAAGUGGAGGACAGAUACUUGCUAAAAAACGUAAAAUGUUUGGUGAAAAGAAUACUAACAAAGAUGUUUACAUAGAUAAAGUGACAGAUUUUAGUGGUAUUGAUAUUGCUCAGUUGAAAAAAGACUUCAAAGAUGUAAUGAACCAAAUUGCAGAAGAGAUGAGUGAUGAAGAACAGCAGGCAUUUAUUGAUGAAAGUAAUCAAGUAUUUCUCAUGAAUAAUCUAAUUGUAAAUUCUGUGGGAGGACAGGAUCAAGUUAUUAGAGCAUUAUUGUAUAAAGCUUCAGCAGUUUUCUUAGUUUUUGUUGGUGUUAUUUUAGCAUAUAAGAUGCAUAAGUAAGAUUUAAAUAUUUGUUAAUAUUAUUAAAGAGGUAAAAAAUAUUAUAGAUAAUAGGAAAGUUGAGUUAUUAAGUAUGUCUGUAGUUACUUGAGUAAAG